Messenger RNA from Prunus armeniaca (apricot), 2487 nucleotides. NCBI's taxonomy places the organism in Eukaryota, Viridiplantae, Streptophyta, Magnoliopsida, Rosales, Rosaceae. The record is from the annotation of a GenBank genome assembly.
AUGUUGUCUGCAAAUGACCCGGUUGAAUCGUUUUUCAAUUCGAUUCAACUUGUUAAGGAAGCGCUUUCGCCGCUGGAAUUGAGUUUUCGAAAAGCGGCCGAGGACUUUGAGUGUUGCUGGGCAGGGCCUAAGAAUAAAGUAAAUGCUGUUGAUUUGGUUUAUCAAUUUGAUGGUGUUGAUAAGAAUGGUAAAGCUCAGAUCUUUGGGGGGAAGAAGAAAGCUGGUCAUUGUGUCACAGUUGGCGGCGAUGAGAGGACGAAAGGGUUGUCUGCUAAGGUUCCUAUAAAGGCGUUGUUUGGGAAGUUUUCCCAGAAUUCUGGAAAUGAAAAUCGACCUGAGGUGUCAAAGAGUGGGUUGACAGAGAAGGAGCGUGCUAAGGAGGAUGGGUCUUGUGUGAAUUGUUUGCAGUUUGCUGUAAAUUGGUCUGUGUUAGCUAACAGUUUUGUUCAGGCAUUUCCGGGUCCGUUCAAAUUGGGUAAGAAGCGGCUCCAGAAAACGAGUGAUGAGGACAAAGCGUGUUCUUGCAAAAAGCCGAAGGUUUCUGGUGACUUGAAGCAGAGGGAGUCUAAGGGCCAGCAUGCUAGAACAAUUCAGAAUGAAGUUGUGUCACAUAACAAAGGAAAACAUGUAUCACUAGAAUGCCUCAUAGGUUUUGUUUUUGAUCAACUAACUCAGAAUCUUCAGAAGUUUGAUCAUGGUGUUCAAGAAAGUGGUCGAGAAACUUGUGAAACUUCCCCAGAGCCGACUUCUUCUUCCCAAACUGAUCAUUUCAAGGUGAUUACAGGUUUGCUGGAAGGUCGAAAGGCAGAUGUAAAUGGAUUUCUGGGAAACUUGAAGUUUGCGAGAGUGGGAGGAGUGCCAUCGGGCGUUGUUGGGGUAACCUCUUCAGUUAACGAAGAGGGUGAUGAGGAUGUUACUGCAAGAAACAGGGCAGAAUCAGCAGGCAGUUCACCACAGAAGCUUGCUAGUGAUAUUCUUAGUAUUCCUCUAUCAAAUGUAGAGCGUUUGAGAUCCACAUUAUCCACUGUUUCGUUGACUGAAUUAAUUGAGCUUGUACCUCAUUUGGGGAGACCUUCUAAAGAGUAUCCUGACAAGAAGAAACUAUUCUCUGUCCAAGAUUUCUUUAGGUACACAGAGUCUGAAGGAAGGAGAUUCUUUGAAGAACUAGAUAGGGACAGAGAUGGCCAAGUAACUCUGGAAGAUCUCGAAAUUGCAAUAAGAAAGCGAAAGUUGCCACGGAGAUAUGCUCACGAGUUUAUGCGCCGUACUAGACGUCACAUAUUUUCAAAAUCAUUUGGCUGGAAACAGUUUUUAUCUUUGAUGGAACAGAAGGAACCAACCAUUCUACGUGCAUAUACGUCUCUAUGCCUCAGCAAGUCUGGAACACUGCAAAAAAGUGAAGUAUUGGCAUCACUUAAAAAUGCAGGACUUCCAGCUAAUGAAGACAAUGCUGUUGCUAUGAUGCGAUUUCUCAAUGCCGACACAGAAGGAUCUAUUUCUUAUGGCCAUUUUCGGAAUUUUAUGCUGUUGCUCCCUUCUGAUCGACUUCAAGAUGAUCCUCGGAGUAUCUGGUUUGAAGCUGCCACUGUUGUUGCUGUUGCACCACCUGUGGAAAUACCUGCUGGAAGUGUACUAAGAUCUGCAUUAGCAGGGGGCCUUGCUUGUGCACUUUCUACUUCUUUAUUGCACCCAGUUGAUACAAUUAAGACUCGUGUACAAGCAUCAACAUUAACAUUCCCCGAAAUUAUUUCAAAGCUUCCACAGAUUGGAGUGCGGGGGUUAUACAGGGGCUCAAUUCCUGCCAUUCUUGGACAGUUUUCAAGUCAUGGCCUGCGAACUGGGAUAUUUGAGGCAAGUAAACUUGUGUUAAUAAACUUUGCUCCAACGCUCCCUGAUAUACAGGUUCAAUCUCUAGCAUCAUUCUGUAGCACAUUUUUGGGAACAGCAGUGCGAAUUCCUUGUGAGGUGUUAAAGCAGCGGUUGCAGGCUGGCCUUUUUGUCAAUGUCGGGGAGGCUAUUGUGGGGACUUGGAACCAAGAUGGUCUUAAGGGUUUCUUUCGUGGGACUGGUGCCACUCUUUGCCGGGAGGUUCCAUUUUAUGUCGCUGGCAUGGGGCUAUAUGCUGAAUCCAAAAAGGCUGCCCAGAAAUUUUUAGGCCGGGAUCUGGAAGCUUGGGAAACAAUUGCAGUUGGGGCUUUAUCCGGCGGGCUAGCAGCUGUUGUCACCACGCCCUUUGAUGUGAUGAAAACAAGAAUGAUGACUGCUCCACAGGGUAGACCUAUAUCAAUGUCAAUGGUAGCCUUCUCUAUACUCCGGCACGAGGGACCUCUUGGCUUAUUUAAAGGAGCGGUACCCAGGUUUUUUUGGAUCGCUCCCUUGGGUGCCAUGAACUUUGCAGGCUACGAGCUUGCGAGGAAGGCCAUGGACAAAAAUGAUGAGCUAAACAGUGACCAGGUCCAUCAAAAGAAGGUGGCCAGUACUGGAUAG